This is a messenger RNA of Trichosporon asahii var. asahii CBS 2479, 237 nucleotides long. RefSeq lists its product as uncharacterized. The record is from RefSeq and is a predicted model, not a curated record. Bases 1 to 237 code for a protein of 78 amino acids. Gene Ontology annotation, molecular function: dynein light intermediate chain binding; dynein intermediate chain binding. Lineage: Eukaryota; Fungi; Basidiomycota; Tremellomycetes; Trichosporonales; Trichosporonaceae. Gene Ontology annotation, cellular component: cytoplasmic dynein complex. The transcript is spliced from 3 exons. Gene Ontology annotation, biological process: microtubule-based process; cilium assembly.
AUGUCCGCCCCGUCCUCGGAGAAGCCUUCGGAUGUCAAGGCUGUGAUCAAGAGUGUGGACAUGUCUGAGGAAAUGCAGGAGACCGCGACGCAGAUGGCCGUCACUGCGCUCGAGAAGUACGCCGUCGAGAAGGACGUCGCCAUGUACAUCAAGAAGGAGUUUGACAGGUUGUACAACACGACCUGGCACUGCGUCGUUGGAAAGCACUUCGGAUCCUUCGUCACCCACGGUGAGUGA